AUGCACAUCCUCGGCCUCGCCAACGGCAGCAUAGGCGGUAACUCAACCAUCCUGCUCAAAGCCGCGCUGCAAUCCGCCAAAACCUCUCACCCCUCGACAACAACAUCCUGGAUCCACAUCCCCUCGCUCUCCUACCCGCCAAACGCCGGUCCCCUCAGCCACGCCCAAGAUGUAUCCAUGGGCGCCAAUGCAGGGAACAACGUCGACGGCUCCUCGGCCAGCCUCAACACUGUAAUCGACGACCGCAGAGCGCUGUACGAAUCUAUCAUGGACGCCGACGCCCUGAUCUUCAGUACGGCGGUGUACUCGCACCAGGCCGCGGGGUGGUUGAAAGCUGUGCUAGACAAAGUGCUAGGGCCGUACACGGACCCAGCGUUUGCGUCGCGCAUACUGGCGGGCCAGAAGAACGGCGAGGCGAACUUCUUAGCCAUGAGCGUCGACGAGCGCAUUCUGAAGCCGCGCGUUUGCGGCUUCUUGGCGGUUGGCGGGAGCACGACGCCCGACCAGUUCACCAUGGCGCUGCCCACCCUGCAUCUGCUCGCGUACGGCCUGCACGUCAAAGUCGUUGAUCAGGAGGUCAUGAUGGGGUGUGCGAACCCGGGGGCUGUGCUGCACGCGCGCGAUGGCGGUGUGAUGCGCAGAGCUGAGGAACUGGGAAGGAGAGUGGCGAGCCAGAUGGGAAAGGGGUUCGACGAGGCGGCGUAUCUGGGGCCAAAGGUUGAGGGCGCGUGUCCGCAGUGUCAUUUGGCCAAGUAUGAUUUCUUUGGCGGCGAAGAGAUGAGGGUGGGAUGUGUGGUUUGUGGGAAUACGGGGAGGUUUGUUGUGCAGGGAGGGAAGGUGGAAGUGCAAUGGGAUGAGGAGAGCGAUUAUUGUUGUAUUACGUGGAGGGGGAAGGAGAAGCAUAUCGAUGAUAUAUUCAAGAACGGGAGUGCCGAGUGGAAAGGGCUGCAGGAGAGUAAGGAGAAGUUGCAGGAGUGGAGGGACUUGGAUCUUGGGAGGUUGCAAUUGCCGUCGGAACAGCAAGCCAAGGUUGUGAGCACGUUGGCUCAGAUGCGAUUAUAA
Macroventuria anomochaeta is the source of this 1062-nucleotide messenger RNA. RefSeq names its product flavo protein. Gene Ontology annotation, molecular function: oxidoreductase activity. The record is from RefSeq and is a predicted model, not a curated record. The transcript has a single exon. Lineage: Eukaryota; Fungi; Ascomycota; Dothideomycetes; Pleosporales; Didymellaceae. Bases 1 to 1062 code for a protein of 353 amino acids.